This is a messenger RNA of Mytilus trossulus (common blue mussel), 1357 nucleotides long. Its product is annotated as thyrotropin-releasing hormone receptor-like. Gene Ontology annotation, biological process: neuropeptide signaling pathway. The record is from RefSeq and is a predicted model, not a curated record. Gene Ontology annotation, molecular function: neuropeptide receptor activity. The transcript is spliced from 2 exons. The coding region runs from base 89 to 1357 and encodes 422 amino acids. Lineage: Eukaryota; Metazoa; Mollusca; Bivalvia; Mytilida; Mytilidae. Gene Ontology annotation, cellular component: plasma membrane.
GUAUAUAUAUUCGGUGAAUAAAACACAUUCUAUUAUUUCAAUUUGAAUAAAGGAUUAGUUUUAGAUUAUAAUAUUUUUCGGUAAGUGAAUGCAGAUGAACAGUGCAAGUGAAACGAAGAAUUCGUUUAGAAUGGCAAUAAAUUUCACGAACACAUCUGAAGAAUACUUGGAACAAGGCAUGGCUAAACACUUAAUGGCUGACGUUGUGGUUCUUUCUGUUUAUUUGAUUAUAGGUAUCAUAGGAAAUAGUAUUGUUCUAGCUGUGUACAGAUUUCAAAUGAAAGGUAAAUCAGAAGAGAGAUAUUUCAUUCCAUUCUUGGCAGUGGCAGAUACGCUGACAUGUUCCGUGUGCACCAUUAAUAAUAUAAUUUUAGAUGUGAUAAAAACAAGUUUUAUGAACAGUACUACAUGUAAAAUAAUGUUUUACUCCUAUGCUUUAACAUCAGGCAUUUCUAUCUUUCUUUUACUUUCAAUUGCGAUACAACGGUAUCUAAUAAUAUGUAGACGUCAGAAGCUUAGUUUGAAAACUCGUAAAAUAAUGGUUGCCGUUACGGUUUGUUUGUCAGUUGCCUGCUCCGUACCGUAUGCAGUGAACUAUGGCUUAAAUGAACACUUCAGUGAGGGUCAAUUUGUUGGAUACCGAUGUGGUAGACUUAAACAUGGUUUCUACAUCUCUGGAUUAGCGUAUGCCAUAUUUUUCAUAACUCUAAUGGUGUGUACUGUUCUUACACUUGUUUUUCUGUAUGGCAGAAUCGAAUGGGUUAUUUUCAAACAUUUUAAAGGUAAGAAACCUUGGCAAAUAAAUGUAUCAAACGAGUCUAGUGCAUCAGACAAAUUACCAAAGAAUUUGGUUACAGAGAACAUUCAUAGCAAAACACAAGAACUGAAACAUAUCGGCGGUUUAGACACCAAAACAGCAGGUCAUUCAGAAUGGAAGAAUGAUUCAAGUAUUGAGCUAACUCAAUCCUCUGAUGUUUUCACAGAAAGCACUGCACCCGAAUGCUCAUCUUCUACCGCUCAAAAAGAACAUUCUACAAAGCCGAAAGACUUGCCAAAAACAAAUCGACUUACGAAAAGAAAAAGGCGUUUCAAAAACAAGUUUACUUUAAUGUUUGUUAUAAUAACUGUUGUGGCAGUCGUGUGUUAUAUUCCAGUGGGAAUGGUUGUUUUGUUAGAAGGCAUUUAUCCAGAUUUUUGGGAAAGACUGACUAAAACAGAAUCUGUCAUUGUCUUAUUGCUUUACCACACAUACAUCAUUAACAGUAUUCUCAAUCCUAUACUAUAUACUUUUAUGGAUGCUGAAUUUUCAAAAGCACUUAAACAUCUUUUUGAAAAAUGUAAAUGCAAAUCCCAAUAA